Molecule: messenger RNA, 1176 nt
Organism: Lodderomyces theae
Lineage: Eukaryota; Fungi; Ascomycota; Pichiomycetes; Serinales; Debaryomycetaceae
Gene: MUQ1
Product: ethanolamine-phosphate cytidylyltransferase
Exons: 2
Coding region: 1-1176 (391 amino acids)
Biological process (GO): phosphatidylethanolamine biosynthetic process
Cellular component (GO): cytoplasm
Molecular function (GO): ethanolamine-phosphate cytidylyltransferase activity
Source: RefSeq, a predicted model, not a curated record
AUGUUUGAACGUCCCGAAGGAAUUGAGAAUUGUCGAAUUUGGGUUGAUGGAUGCUUCGACUUUGCCCAUCAUGGACACGCAGGAGCAAUGUUACAAGCACGGCAGCUAGGUAAGGAGCUCUACGCUGGUGUGCAUUCCGACGAAGAAAUCUUGCGCAACAAAGGACCGUGUGUUAUGAAACUUGAUGAACGAAUGACUGCAGUCGAGGCAUGCAAAUGGUGCACAAGGGCCAUUCCUGGUGCUCCAUAUGUGACUGAUCCGAAAGUGAUGAAAGAGUAUGGAUGCCAAUACGUUGUUCAUGGAGAUGACAUCACUACUGAUGCCAAUGGGGAGGAUUCUUAUCAAGUUGUUAAAGAUUUGGGGUUGUUUGUUGUUGUGAAACGUACUCCUAAUAUCAGUACUACUGAUUUGGUGGGGCGGAUGUUGUUGAUGUCAAAGACCCAUCAUUAUCAAGAUUUGAAUUUGGAGAAGAAUUGGCAAAAGUUGAUCAAUGAGGGUGAUAAUUUGGAUAGGUUUACUAGGUAUGCCACUGAUGAGACUGGGUUACAACCAGGAUCAGUGGUGUAUUUGAACACCCCUGAUGAGUUGAAGACUAUUGUGGAACCAAAGAGGAAGAAGGAUGGCGAGAAGAGCAAGUAUGUUUAUAUCGAUGGAGGGUUUGAUUUGUUCCAUCCUGGUCAUAUUGAAGUAUUGAAAUUGGUUCAUGACAAAGCCCAACAUUUGGGGGCAAAAGUUAUUGUUGGUAUUCAUGAUGAUAUUACAGUUAACAAAUACAAGGGGUUGAACUACCCCAUUAUGAAUAUUUUUGAAAGAUCGUUGUGUGUGUUACAAUGCAGGUACGUUGAUGGAAUAGUGCUCAAUGCGCCAUAUGUGCCAACAGUUGAGUUUCUUUCUAGAAUCGGUGAUGUGGUCAAAGUGUACCAUGGACCUACUGAAGUUGAUGAAUCAGUGUAUGAUGAAGUUCGUGACAAAGAAAAGACGGAGGGAGACGGGUUGUUUGAAGCUUUGCCUAAGCACAAGUAUGAUCAUAUGAGUACAGAGUUUAUUGUUGAACGAGUAUUGCAAAAUAAGGCAAUGUAUGUUGAACGACAAAAGAAGAAAGGGUGGAAAGCUGAAAUUGAAAAAGUAUUGGAAGCCAAUGAACGAAACAAGGGGAAGGAAAAAAUGGACAAUUGA